Molecule: messenger RNA, 759 nt
Organism: Capsicum annuum
Lineage: Eukaryota; Viridiplantae; Streptophyta; Magnoliopsida; Solanales; Solanaceae
Product: secreted RxLR effector protein 161-like
Exons: 1
Coding region: 1-759 (252 amino acids)
Source: RefSeq, a predicted model, not a curated record
AUGGAUUGCAAUCCAGUUAACACUCUUGCUGAACUUGGUUUGAAGCAAUACAAAGAUCAUACUGAGAAGAAGGUUGAUAGCAUACUUUACAAACAAAUCAUAGGCAACUUGAUGUAUCUCACUGCUACAAGGCCUGACAUAAUGUACUCUGUGAGUUUAAUCAGUAGGUACAUGAAGAAUCCCACAGAAAUGCAUUUGUCGGCAGCUAAGAGAAUUCUCCAUUACUUGCAAGGAAAGAGAGAUUUUGGAUUAUUUUAUAAGAAGAGUGAAAAGUUCAAUCUUUUUGGAUUUACUGAUAGUGAUUAUGCUGGUGAUCAAGAUGACAGAAAAAGUACUUUAGGUUAUGUUUUUAUGUUUGGGUCUGGUGCUAUUUCAUGGUUAGCUAAGAAGCAACCAAUCGUCACUUUGUCUACUACAGAAGCCAAGUUUAUUGUUGCUUGUGCUUGUGCUUGUCAAGCUAUUUGGUUGAGGAGAAUUCUAGAUGAGUUGAAAUUCAAACAAUCAGAAGCUACCAAGAUCUAUUGUGACAACGAUUCAGCAAUUCAACUAUCCAAGAAUCCAGUGCUACGUGAAAGAAGCAAGCACAUUGAUGUGAAGUUUUACUUCUUGCAAGAUCUUAGCAAUAAUGGAACAUUUGAUCUAAUUUACUGCACGAGUGAAGAUCAAGUUGUCGAUAUUUUCACCAAGGCCCUAAAGACAGAGUCAUUUAUGAAACAUAGAAGUCUGCUAGACAUCGACACAAUCAAAGAUGUAAACUGA